UUCUAGUUUUCUUUAUCUGAUUACCAACACAUGUCAGUUGUUGAAUUCUAAACAUUUGACGUUCUUCGUUUCAAUUUUAGGGUCUUUAUGUGUAUUUUUGUUUAAAAUUUUUAUAUUUUGUUUCUUUAAGUAUUUAUUUACGAUAAGUUGUAAUAAUAAAUAUUAAUUUAUCAAAUUAUGGGAUUCAAACAAUUUAUUAAAAAUAAUUGGCGAUUAGUAAAUUCCAACACUUUGUCCAUGAACAGAUGUGUAAAUUCUGUCAUUGAAUCUUAUAACAUGGGAUAUGCUAAAAAAGCAGUGGUAGAAAAUACAUUACAAUUGCCAAAAAGACCAAAAAAACCAAAUCCUCCAUUCUUUCUAUACCUUCAAGAGAAACGACAAGAAGUAACAGAAAAACAUAAUUUAAGUUUAAAAGAUGCUGUUCGAGUUGUUAGUGAAAUGUGGAAGAAUGUUGAUUCCGAAAAUAAACAAAAAAUGAAUGAAGUAUAUAACAAAGAACUUGAAAAAUACAAAAAAAAUGUUGAAUUGUAUAAACAAAGCUUGACUGAAGAUCAGAAAAAUGAGUUAUUUCGUUUAAAAUAUGAGCAAAUAGAACAAAGAACUAAACGCAAACUUAAAAAAGAAUUAAAGGAUUUGGGUAAACCUCGUAAACCCCUAACUGCUUAUUUAAUGUUUGUAAGUGAAGAAAUAAAAAACCAUGGAAAUGUACCUGUACAAAUAUAUAUGACAACAAUUGCUAAUAAAUGGAAAGAAAUGGAUGAGAAUACUAAAUCUAAAUUCAUUAAAGCGGCUCUACAAGAAAAUGAUAAAUAUAAUAAUGCACUUCUUGAUUGGGAAAAUAAAAUGAUCAAAGCAGGGCGUUUGGAUUUGGUUAGACCUCGUGCUCUCUCCAAUGAUAAUAUUGACAUAAAUUAAAAUUAUAAUGUAAAAAUAUUUUCCUAAUUUAUUUUCAUAUAUAUUAAUUGUGUGUUAUUGUAAAAUGUAGUACUACUCUUAAUUUGUUUAUGUAACAUCAAGAAUAUUAUACUCUUAUAUUUCGUGUUUACAUAAAAGAACCAUGUACUGAUUUUUUUUUCACUUAAGGAUUAAAGUAAAAAUUAUUUUGA
Messenger RNA from Sipha flava (yellow sugarcane aphid), 1106 nucleotides. RefSeq names its product transcription factor A, mitochondrial (gene TFAM). The coding region runs from base 178 to 915 and encodes 245 amino acids. The record is from RefSeq and is a predicted model, not a curated record. Lineage: Eukaryota; Metazoa; Arthropoda; Insecta; Hemiptera; Aphididae. Gene Ontology annotation, molecular function: transcription cis-regulatory region binding. The transcript is spliced from 4 exons.